Molecule: messenger RNA, 2400 nt
Organism: Morone saxatilis (striped sea-bass)
Lineage: Eukaryota; Metazoa; Chordata; Actinopteri; Moronidae
Gene: tbpl1
Product: TBP-like 1
Exons: 8
Coding region: 329-904 (191 amino acids)
Biological process (GO): DNA-templated transcription initiation
Molecular function (GO): DNA binding; general transcription initiation factor activity
Source: RefSeq, a predicted model, not a curated record
GGAACCGGAAAGUGGCUUACUACUGCUCAUUGUCGGCGGAGGAAGGAGUCUGUCCACAUUUGUGUUUUUACCGUUGCCCGGAGUGUUUAUGCAGCAGUGAGCGAACUGAAGAGAUGACUGUGUGGUUUGUGCUUUGAAUCGCUCUCCUAUAGCUCAGAAGAUCUAGCAGCAGGAGGAACCACAUAGCUGUGAAUCAGAUGAGUAGGUGCUGCCACUGAGCUCAUCUUGUCUCCUUGUCCGUCCGUAAAAUGGUGGUGCUGGUGGCGUUGAUGAUGAACGUGUGAGCGGAAAGCCCCCGUGGUCCUCUUGCUGCACCGCACACUUCCUCAUGGAUUCCAGCAAUGACGAGGCACUUGAUAUCAUUAUCACCAAUGUGGUGGCAACCUUCAGGACCAGGUGCCACCUCAACCUGCGCACCAUUGCCUUAGAGGGAACCAAUGUCAUCUAUAAGCCUGAAGUAGGGAAAGUCCUAAUGAAGCUUCGUAAGCCCAAGAUUACAGCCUCAAUCUGGUCCUCAGGGAAAAUCAUUUGCACUGGAGCAACAAGUGAGGAUGAUGCAAAGCUGGGUGCUCGCAGGUUAGCACGUGUUCUGCAGAAACUGGGCUUCAAGGUGAGGUUUUCAGCCUUCAAAGUUGUGAAUGUGCUGGCAGUGUGCUCCAUGCCAUUUGCAAUCCACCUCAUAGACUUCACUAAGAACAACCGACCCAUUGCCAGUUAUGAACCAGAGCUCCAUCCAGCUGCCACGUACAGGAUCAAACAUCUCAAGGCUACAAUACAGGUGUUCUCUACUGGCAGCAUCACAGUUACAGGACCAAAUGUGCAGAAUGUGGCCACAGCUGUUGAGCAGGUCUACCCACUACUGUUCGAGGUUCAGAAACCCCUCAAAAAAAAAGAAAAAAGUUAAAGUCAGAAGAUAUAAAUGGAAGGAGAAGUCACGUCCACAAGUGAGGAAGCACCUUAUCCUUGGAUUUCUUUGCUUGAUUUUAUCAUUACAUGAUAGCAACAGCAACAAACGUCUAACACUAUCAACAGACUGGAAAUCACCCGGAUUUUUAAUAAGUCUCAACAAUGCUAGUCGGAGUCUUAAAACUUCUUCUUCUUUCAUUGUUGUUGUGCAUUGUGUGGCUCUCGUGAUUUUAACAGCCUAAACGUCUUUCACACUUCAGCGGAAACCGCUCCUCCAAACCCGACCGCCACUGGAGGGGGUGGAAGUUGUUUGCUUUUUAUUUGCAUGGACACAGAAAGACCCGUUUUGCAACAAGUUUAACCAUUUUAAUGCUCAACAGUGGUGACCUUUGCAAAGGUUCAAUAUGUAAAUACUGAGAAGCCUCACCUUUUUAACCCUAUACACAACAAUCCACCAUCCCUCCGUCCUCUGGAAGAAUCUCCGUCCAUGACUUUUUUUUAUGUGUGUGAACGCAAAAUAAAAGGCAUCCACUGUAUUACCAACAGUUUUGCCCAAAGUGAAAAUCAGCAGUCAAACCAUAGACUGAGUUUAAGCUGUUACACACACACACACACACAAAGUAAGAGAAGGUCCCUAUGCAGAUACACAUAUCCGUUCACAAUAUGCAUUAAUCUCUGAUUUUAAUUCUUGGUUUCACACAUUUCCUUACUUUGUUUGGUUUUCAGUUCACUAUAAAUUUGUUCUCCUUUCCCGACUGUGGCAUUGGAUCAGAAUGCACACACACGUUUUGAUUCCUUUGUUGUCAUUUCCUAAUAAUAGUUAAGGCAAACUUGCAAAUAUAAUUGUUUUUUCUUGGCUCGGACAAUGUACAGAACAUGACUGUCCUAAAUGUUUUGGAAUGUAAUGAAAACGUUUGAAAGGGUGUUUUAUUUUUCCGGUGUUGUUGAGCCAUAGACCCCUCAUUCAUUUUCACUUGACACAACUGCUAAAUUGGCGCAGGCUAGUGGCAACGAGACAUGGCUAGAAAUUCAUCAUUUGCUUUUUAGCGGCUGGAGGAAUAAAAAAUGAUAAAAGGACUGCCCGCUAUUGGUCUUGGAAAUUGCUGUAAAGGCACAGGAAGUCACUCCAAGUUUGGUUUGGUGAUACAUUCAUGCGUCAAACCAUGAUCAGUAUUCAAAGAGGUCAUGCUUACAGCAUUAACCAGUCCCUAAAUUGUCUGAAAAACAAACCUGUCGUAGAAUACCAUUCUCUUAACAGAAAAACAACAGUGAGAGGCUUUUGUGUUUUUAAACUGGAGCCAAACACCUGGCGAGAGGCAACGUAUAUUUAUGUAUAUAAUAAAAGGCAUCUGAUGGAAAAGAUGAUGAGGAAAACUUUGACAUGUUGUCUCAAGUAUGUGGGAUUGACUUUUGAACCGGUGUCAACUGAAGAUUUGUGACACUUGUUAAGAAUUUUGUAUUUUGUAUAAAAAUAAAGGUUAAUGAUAAAAGAGA